AUGUGGCCUGUGCUGCUGGUUGUGCUGCUGUUGGCGAUCCUUUACAUACUUUACUAUGUGCGGUUCUCUAGCAGCUCCCCGAACCCCUUCUGGGAGGAUGUCAAGCGGACGCCCGCGCCCCUGGUGACCGACAAAGAAGCGAGGAAGAAAGUUCUCAAACAAGUUUUCUCAGCCAACCGGGUACCAGAGAAGCUGGACGUGGUGGUGAUAGGCAGUGGCUUCGGGGGCCUGGCUGCUGCUGCGAUUCUGUCCAAAGCUGGCAAGCGAGUUCUGGUGCUGGAACAACACACCAAGGCAGGAGGCUGUUGUCAUACCUUUCGGCAUGAUGGCCUUGAAUUUGACACGGGAAUACAUUAUAUUGGGCGUAUGCAAGAGGGUAGCGUUGGCCGUUUUAUGUUGGACCAGAUCACUGAGGGGCAGCUGGACUGGACUGCCUUGUCCUCUCCCUUUGACAUAAUGGUACUAGAAGGGCCCAGUGGUCGAAAGGAGUUCCCCAUGUACAGUGGAGAGAAAGCCUAUGUUCGGGGCCUCAAGGAGAAGUUUCCUCAAGAAGAAGCUGCCAUUGACAAGUAUAUACAGCUGGUUAAGGUGGUGUCCCGAGGAACCAUGCAUGCCAUCUUGCUGAAGCUCCUCCCACUGCCUGUGGUUCAGCUCCUCUCCAAGUGUGGCCUGCUGACCCUUUUCUCUCCAUUCCUUCGUGCAUCCACCCAGAGCUUGUCUGAGGUCUUGCAGCAGCUGCCGGCCUCCCGUGAGCUCCAGGCAGUGCUCAGCUAUAUCUUCCCUACUUAUGGAGUGACCCCCAGCCACACCACCUUUUCCAUGCAUGCUCUGCUGGUUCACCACUACAUGAAUGGAGCUUUCUAUCCCCGUGGUGGCUCCAGUGAAAUCGCCUUCCACACCAUCCCUGUGAUUCAGCGAGCCGGCGGCGCUGUCCUUACAAGGGCCCCUGUGCAGAGCGUGUUGCUGGAUUCAGCUGGAAAGGCCUGUGGUGUCAGUGUGAAGAAGGGCCAAGAGCUGGUGAACAUCUACUGCCCCAUCGUGAUCUCCAAUGCAGGACUGUUCAAUACCUACCAGCACUUAUUGCCGGAGCAGGCCCGCUGUCUGCCAGAUGUGAAGAAACAGCUGUCCUCGGUGCGGCCCAGCUUGGGUUUUUUCUCUGUUUUCAUCUGUCUACGAGGCACCAAGAAGGACCUGGGUCUGGAUUCCACCAAUUACUAUGUUUAUUUUGACACAGACAUGGACAAGGCGAUGGAACGUUACUACUCCCUACCCAGGGACAAGGCUCCAGCACAUAUCCCCUUUCUCUUUAUUGCUUCUCCCUCAGUUAAGGAUCCAACGUGGGAGGACCGAUUUCCAGACCGCUCCACGAUGAUUGUGCUGAUUCCCACGGUCUAUGAGUGGUUUGAGGAGUGGCAGGAGGAGCCACAGGGAAAGCGGAGCAGUGACUACGAGACCCUCAAAAAUGCCUUUGUUGAAGCCUCUGUGUCGGUGGUCCUGAAGCAGUUCCCCCAGCUGGAGGGGCAGGUGGACAGUGUAACCGGAGGGUCCCCGCUGACCAAUCAGUUCUUUCUGGCUGCCCCCCGAGGUGCUGUCUAUGGUGCUGACCAUGACCUGAGCCGCCUACAUCCUAGUGCGAUGGCAUCCAUGAGGGCUCAAAGCUGCAUUCCCAACCUCUACCUGACAGGUCAGGAUGUCUUCACCUGUGGCCUGAUGGGGGCCCUGCAAGGGGCCAUGCUCUGCAGCAGUGCAAUCCUGAAGCGCAAUUUGUACUUGGACCUUCAGAAGCUUGGCUCCAAGGUUCAGGCAAUGAAGAAGAAGAAUUAA
Messenger RNA from Chrysochloris asiatica (Cape golden mole), 1824 nucleotides. RefSeq names its product retinol saturase (all-trans-retinol 13,14-reductase) (gene RETSAT). The record is from RefSeq and is a predicted model, not a curated record. Bases 1 to 1824 code for a protein of 607 amino acids. Lineage: Eukaryota; Metazoa; Chordata; Mammalia; Afrosoricida; Chrysochloridae. The transcript has 11 exons.